GUGACAGAGGAGCAAGCCUUGGAUGACGAUUGGGAUAUGAUUCCGACCCUGACUGCCUUUGCAAAGACACGUGAGUUUUGCCAAACUCUGGAGUCUCAUCGCACUCAGCUCGAACAUCUCAUUUCUCGCCAUCUGGGCAUUCCGCCGGCUGAAUUUGUGCUGCUGAGCCAGGAAAAUUGGGUGUGGGGCUCAUUCAACCUCUGUUUGCCCAUUGACAUCAAGAGUACUCGUCGAACAUCAACCCUUCCUCGGCAAGCCAUUCUCCGAUUUCCACUGCCCUUCAGAUGUGGUGAGGAGUUCAGCCCUGGCAAUGUGGAAGAAAAGCUCAGAUGCGAGGCCGGCACGUACAUCUGGCUCCAGAAGUACUGCCCUACGAUCCCUGUUCCUCGCUUGCUUGCUGUCGGGUUUCCUGCCGCAGAGUCGUACACAGCUAUCGAGCAUGAGUCUCUGUGGCACCAACUAGUCUGGCAGUUUCAGCGCUGUUGGAUGUGGUUCCGAGGCGACGCUCUGGUGCCCUAUUUUCGCCAUGAAAGAAGAGACAGCCUUUCUGACCUCGGAUACCUGCUUUUGGAAUAUGUUAUGGAUGGCGACCCAUUGUCUUCGACCUGGCAACAGCACCGUGAAGAUCGAGCUCGUCGUGAUAACCUAUAUCGCGGCCUCUCCAACAUUCUCCUUGACCUUGCGAAUGUUCCACUUCCUCGGAUUGGCUCUUGGAGACUCGAAAGACGCGGGACCAUCUCCUUGACAAAUCGCCCGCUUCUGGAUCUCACGAUGCUCUGGAACAGGCAUAAGAUUCCGACUGGCAUACCUCGGGACUUGACAUAUAGCUCUGCAGAGCCCUUCGUCUCAGACAUGCUGGCUUACCAAGACCAUCGAUUACGCUUCCAGCCCAACUCUAUCCUCGGGAGACCGGACGGUGUUUUCCAACUUUCGGCAUUGGUGGCGCUCAGAGCUCUGCUUCCCGUCUUUUGGAAGCAAGAUGUACGAGAUGAUGCCUUCGUCCUCACGUUGCCCGACUUGCAUCAGAGCAAUAUUUUCGUCGACGACGACUGGAAUAUCGUAGGCGUCAUCGAUCUGGAAUUUGCACCAGUUCAGCCACAACAGAUGGUGAAUGUUCCACACUGGCUGAGUAACAAAAGCAUCGAUGAGCUUGUCGGACCUGCUCUCGAAGAAUACAAAGGACUCUACGAUGCCUUUGUUGACAUUUUCGAAGAGGAGGAAGCAGCCCGGAAAGUUGACCAUCGUAUAAGCAGACGAUUCCGAGAGGACUGGCAGACAGGGAAAAUAUGGUACAACGACGCGUUGCGCAGUAGCAACGGCUUCCCACUCAUUUUUGAACACAACAUCCAACCACGCUUCUUCGCCAAGUUCGACCCUGAUGUCGAGGGUGAGUCACUUCUGAAGCUGUGGGGCGAGAACUAUGAGGAAUUCAUCGCUGCAAAGAUCCAAGACAAACAUCGAUACGACGAGGACAUUCGUGCCAUAUUCGCUGCACCGAGGUCGCCAGCGUAGCUUCAAUCGUCAAGCAGUGGUCGACAUGCAAAACAACAUACUCUUGGAAGUGCAGGACCUGACCCUGCCUCAAGACUGGCUAGGUUGCCAUGAGAUAGACAAUCGAUGGAGCAUGCCGUGAGUUUGCUUUUGCUGGUUGCAUUAACCUAGAUGUGAUUUCUUUCUUUGGAUGAUCAGCAAAUGCUUGAGAAAUUGGACAGUCAGGUAAGCUGCAAAAUACCUACCUAGGUACACGUCCGCAGUUCGAAGCAAAAAAAAGGGUUUGACCACAGGAGCAAGAUCGAAUACUGCACAGUCAGUCAGUCAGUCAGCAUGAGCGAGAAAAACAGGAAAAACUGGCUUCCUGAGCUACGUACUGGGUGAUAUU
Sphaerulina musiva SO2202 is the source of this 1879-nucleotide messenger RNA. RefSeq lists its product as uncharacterized. The coding region runs from base 37 to 1512 and encodes 491 amino acids. The transcript has 3 exons. NCBI's taxonomy places the organism in Eukaryota, Fungi, Ascomycota, Dothideomycetes, Mycosphaerellales, Mycosphaerellaceae. The record is from RefSeq and is a predicted model, not a curated record.